AUGCGUCGUCUUUGCUUCGCUUUCUUGCUGCUUGCAGCGUCCGUCCGUACACCAACGAAUAGAGCACUGCCUAUUAUUCUACCCACAUCUCUUUCGAAGGCAAAAGGAGUUGCAGAGCAUGUGCGAUUGUCCACGGUGAUGCUUCGUGAACAACCAGCGAACGUAUACACUGAGCGAUUAUCUGCAUGGCCCCUCGGCAAAAAAAAGCACUUCGUUUUUAAGCUGUAUAAGGUCAUCCUUUUCGAGUUUAUCACGGAUCGAUAUCCAGAACUUUGGUGCGCAGUAGAGAAGUCGAUCGAAAAACAUAGUGCAUUUAAUGUGGCAUCGACGAUCAGCGCAUUGAAGAAGCACGGCACUGAGGUCUCGCGACUCCUUGCAGAAUGCAUGCAGAUUCAUUUGUUUGCUUUGUGGGAUUACGACGGUCGUUCAUCCGUUUACGUGUUCAAGGAACUCAAGCUCGACCGGGAAUAUUGGCAGUUCAAGGAUCAAUCCAGCUUCAGUACGUCACUUUCCUCGCUACCGACUACAGACAUGUUCUCUUUCUGGACAGGAUACGUGUACUUCGCCUAUGGAGAUGAUGCCAUGGAAACGAUGUUCGAGACAUUAACUAGAUUCUAUGGCCAUGGAGAACAAGCCAAAGAUAUCGUCGCAGCAACGAAAAACGAGGGAUCGAAAGAUCUUAUGUUGUUGUUGUACGCAUUGCAGAAAAACGACCAGCCAAGCACAGUGACAGAGGAAAUGUUGAAGAAGGCGUUGACACACGUCGAAGGAUCGGAGCGCGAGAGUAAGAAACGCAAGCGGGAGUCACGUUGA
Messenger RNA from Peronospora matthiolae, 813 nucleotides. The record is from the annotation of a GenBank genome assembly. Lineage: Eukaryota; Oomycota; Peronosporomycetes; Peronosporales; Peronosporaceae.